UAGAUAUGCUUGCUAAAGAAGGCCUAUAGACCAUCGCAGGCAUGUGCAAACACAACUGAACUUCAGAUCAGCCGAUCUAGAUCGACAUGGCCACACCGUAUAAUCAAAAAUCUCCUUACAGUCCAUCCGGGAUAAGACGAGUCGCCCCUAACAGUGGCACUGUUACGCGAAGCUUGACCGCCCUAAAUGCCAGGAAGGAGACGGAAAGCGCAAAACAGCGAGUCGUACGGUGGAAGCCAACGGCGCAAGACACAGAAUGACCAUCCGGAAGAACAGCUCAAAGACUCUCAAGACAAACUGAGAGAGGCUCAGGAUCAGAGAAACGACCGGCAAAGACGCAUUGACAGGCUGAGUGGAGAGGUUAACGGACUAUGUGGCCAACUCACCAUUCGCGAAGCCCGGAUUGCGAGGAUGACCGAGCAGGCCAAUGAGAGACGAAGCCACACCGCCAACCUCAACUGCUAUUGUCCCUGCGAAGAUUGCUUGGAUGACGAGGACGAAAAGGCGGGUAACUGCCGGUCUGCCACCCCGGUAUCCAAGAGUAGCACGCCGAACAGUGAAGCUUCCGACCUCAAGCCGCUGCGUUUUCAACACAGCAUGGUCGACACCCGUGGCAAAAGGGAUGAGCUCAGUGGUGAGGGCACCGCCAGCAGCAGCCGUGAUGCCAUACUGGGUUUUGCCGAUAGUACUCCGAGCAAGGAUGGGAAUCACGACGACGACACAUUCUAUCAUGCCGACGUAGAUGACUUUGACGUAGAGGAUUCCGACGAAGAAACAAAUCACGAACUCCGAACCAUGUUUGGCAAAUAUUGCGUGAAGGGUACGAAUGUCCAUGCGGAAACGAUGGCCGCCACGGCAUUGCAAUCGCCAACCGCAGAGGCCGAAGGCUAUGUGAUGGUCAAUCCGGAGGAUGUGGACGUGAUGGAACGGCAGCGGGAAAGAAGGGCAAAGGCCAAGGGCUGGCUUUGGCGAUUCGAUCUUGACAGGGGGAAGAUGUUGUAAAGGUGUCAUAGCCGAGAGAGGCAAGGCUCGGUCUCUGUACUUGGUGGAGAAAGCAUGUGUCUAACAGUUCGAGGCUUGUCGCCCUCAAGAUCUACCAUUAGAGCACUUCUGAAGUCGAAGUGCCGAACAGCUGGCACUG
Molecule: messenger RNA, 1141 nt
Organism: Baudoinia panamericana UAMH 10762
Lineage: Eukaryota; Fungi; Ascomycota; Dothideomycetes; Mycosphaerellales; Teratosphaeriaceae
Exons: 1
Coding region: 187-1002 (271 amino acids)
Source: RefSeq, a predicted model, not a curated record